Molecule: messenger RNA, 2613 nt
Organism: Humulus lupulus (European hop)
Lineage: Eukaryota; Viridiplantae; Streptophyta; Magnoliopsida; Rosales; Cannabaceae
Exons: 6
Coding region: 1-2613 (870 amino acids)
Molecular function (GO): catalytic activity
Source: RefSeq, a predicted model, not a curated record
AUGGAUAGAAUUAUGUCUUCGAAUGUGAGGGGUCUCAAUACCCAUCAUAAACAGAGUGAGGUUAAGAAGUUAAUCUCCUAUUAUAAGGUUAGGUUGAUUGGGCUCCUGGAAACAAGGGUCAAGGCUCAUAAAUUGGGAGCUUUGUACCUUCAUAUGUUCUCGAGUUGGUGUUUCACUUUGAAUAAUGCGUGGAAUAAUGGAGGUCGUAUUGUGGUGGCUUGGAAUCCCACUAUGUUUUCGGUUUCUAUUAUUAAAUGUUCUAGCCAAUUAAUUCAUCUUUUGGUUAGACCAUUUGAUAAAGGAAAUGGUUUUUAUGUCUCAUUUGUGUAUGGUUUUAAUGAGGAGGAAGGGCGAGUUGGGUUGUGGGAGGAGCUGUCUGAAUGUGUCACUCAAGAGCCUUGGCUGGUGUUUGGAGAUUUCAAUGAUAUUCUACAUAAGGAAGAGAGGAUUGGGGUGAAACAAGGAGAUGAUAGAAUAUACUCUAAAAUUGAUAGAGUUAUGGCAAAUCAGAGGUGGCUAGAUUGGUAUACAGCAGCUGAAGUUGGUUUCUUGAAUGAAGGCAUGUUUGAUUAUUGCCCUGCCAUGUUGUCUGUUUACCCUGAUGUGGGGAAGGGUUUACUUAAGGAACUGAAUAGAAAGGGGUUUAAUGAGCUUCAUUCGGCACAUAUCAAGGCUUUACAGGAUCUCAAAGAGUGCCAGGACCAAUUAAAAGGAGAUUUGCUUAAUGAGCUGUUGAUAACUAAAGAAUCAAAGGCUAGGAAAAAAUAUUUUCAGAGAUACAAAAAUUGUAUUGCUCCUUUCUUCAUCAAAAAGCAAAGGUCAAAUGGCUUCAAGAAGGAGAUGAGAAUACAGAGUUUUUUCAUGCUAGCCUUCGGGAUAGAAGAGCUUAAAAUAGAAUUUACUCGGUUAAGACUGAAAAAGCUGGAAAACAGAAUUCCAGUUAACAAGACUGUGGUUAGACAUGGGCCAGUUGUGAGUGAUUUUCAAGCUCGAUUAUUACUGGAGCAAUUUUCUAUGGAAGAUUUAAAGAAAGUAGUGUUUUCUAUUCCUGGUAUAAAAGCUCCUGGUCCGGAUGGGUAUUGUAGCUAUUUUUUCCAAGAUUAUUGGGAUAAUGUUAGGGCUGAUUUUAGUGAGGCAGUGCUGUCUUUUCUCCACACAGGCAGGAUAUUAAAGGAAAUUAAUGCUACUACCCUUACUCUUAUUCCUAAGAGUAAGUGCCUAGAUAAUGUCAGUGAUUAUAGACCUAUUGCAUGCUGCAAUGUGAUUUACAAGGUGGCCACAAAAUUAAUCUGUACUCAUUUAAAGCAUGUAUUGCCAGAGUUGAUUGCUAAGAAUCAAGGUGGAUUUGUUCAUGGUAGAUUUAUUGCACACAAUAUUAUGAUAUGUCAAGACCUUGUGCGUCAUUAUGGUAGGAAGAGCUGCAAACCUAGUUGUAUGAUAAAACUUGAUCUCAGGAAGGCUUAUGACACCAUAGAAUGGGGAUUCAUAGAAGAAAUGUUGGAUGCGUUUCAGUUUCCUGGUGAGUUUGUUCAACUUAUUAUGAACUGUGUUCGAACUCCUAAGUUUUCUUUGAUGUUUAAUGGUGAGUUGCAUGGUUUCUUUGACUCCAAAAGAGGCAUGGAAUACUUGUCUCGAAUUAUGGGAAAGAUUAGGAAGAGAACUGAUUUUAGAUUCCAUGAUCGUUGUGAGGAACUUAUGUUGAACCACCUUAGCUUUGCUGAUGAUGUAUUAUUAUUCUGCAAUGGCGACUUCAAAUCGGUCUAUUUCAUGUUGCAAGGAUUGAAGUUAUUUUCCAAGACCUCGGGUUUAUUCCCAAGUGAAGCGAAAUCAGCCAUUUAUUGUGGAGGCAUGGAGGAAAAUGAGGUUCAGCGUCUGUUUGAUGCCUCUGGUUUUCAGCGAAGCUCCUUGCCUUUCAGAUACUUGGGAGUGCCAAUUUGUGCUAAAAAAAUUUCUUCCAAGGAGUAUUCGGUUCUCCUUGAGAAAAUGACUGGGUGUAUAAGACGGUGGAGCACUAGAAAUCUGUCUUUUGCUGGGAGGACCACUCUUAUUAACUCGGUUCUCAUUUCUAUUCACUCAUAUUGGAGUCAAUUAUUUCUUAUCCCGAAAAGAAUUCUGAAGGAUAUCAAUGCUAUUUGUCGGGCUUUCCUGUGGCACGGGACAUCAAUUAUUUCAAGUCCGGGAGGGAUUGCUUGGGAGAAAAUUUGUAGAUCUAAAAAGGCUAGAGGGCUAGGCUUCCAAAAUAUUCUGGCCUGGAAUAAAGCAGUGCUUGGGAAGUAUGUCUGGGAAAUUUCAUCUAAGAAGGAUGACCUGUGGGUUAAGUGGGAAGUCAAAAGCUGGCUCCAUUGGCAAGCUAAAACUGUUUCACUGCAGCAGCUAGUUAGGUGGAUUGCUCGUGCUAAGAUAAGCAAGUUCAAGAAGCUCUGCUUUGCUGCUUGCCUUGCUUCCCUGGUGUAUCAUGUUUGGCAAGCCAGAAAUGAUGCCUUUUGGUCCUUAAAAGUAGCUAGAAUUGAUUUAAUUGUAAAAAGGAUAACUGAAACUGUUAAAAAUAGAGUUAUAUUUGUUUGGCCUAAGCAUCUUGGCAAGCAAGAUAUAGAAUGGUUUGAGAAAUUAUAG